CUGAUCGAAAUAUGAUAGAGGGACUAAUCAACCAGGCCGGAGGAGGGAGGAGAAAAAAGCAAAUGAGAUGAGCCUAAAGCCACGGGUCCUGUUGCAAAACCAGCUAAACGGACAGCCGCCUUAUAACAUUUUUAUUGCUAGGGUGACACGCUCCCCCAAAUCCCCACUACCGCCGAAGUUCCCCUUUCACCACCCCCAUCGUCCCCAAAUGUCCCAACCAAGCCAACACCACCACUUCCCGCCGUUUGCCGUCGCCGUCGCCGUCGCGGCCGUGCUAGUCCUGCUCUCACCGCCGUCUGCCGCCGACCCAAACGACGAGCUGUGCCUGUCGAGCCUCCAGCAGUCCCUCUCCCUCCGCAACUGGACCAAGUCCUUCUUCACCGACCCCUGUGACGGCUUCAUCUCCAAGCUCCAGGGCGUCACCUGCAACAACGGCCGCGUCUACAAGCUCUCCCUCCCCGGGCUCUCCCUCGCCGGCUCCAUCCCGCCGGAGCUCUCCAACUGCACCAACCUCCAGUCGCUGGACCUGUCCUCCAACGCGCUGUCCGGCGCCAUCCCGACGGAGCUAUCCAAGCUGCUCAACCUGGCCGUGCUCAACCUCUCCGCCAACGCCCUCUCCGGUGCCAUCCCGCGGGAGCUCGCGAGCUGCGCCUACCUCAACGUCAUAGAUCUCCACGGCAACCAGCUCUCCGGGCCCAUCCCCGACGAGCUCGGCCUCCUCGUCCGUCUCUCCACCUUCGACGUCUCGUACAACCGGCUGUCCGGCCCCAUCCCCGUGCUCCUCGCGAACCGCAGCAUCGCCGGUGGCGGCGGGGCGGUGGCCGCGGGGACGACGGCGAGGUUCAAUGCCAGCUCGUUCGCCGGGAACAAGGACCUGUACGGGUACCCUCUGCCGCCAAUGCGAGGCCACGGACUGUCCGUGCUCGCCAUCGUCGGCAUCGGCCUCGGCAGCGGACUGCUCAGUCUCGUGCUCAGCUUCUCCGCCGUCUGCAUCUGGCUCCGCUCCACCGACCGCACGGCCGCCACGCCCGGCGAGGAGGGCAAGAUCUCACACCUCAUGCCGGCCUACUGAACUGCAACUAGGCAACAUGCUGAUGCCGGUGGUACUCUACAGAUGCAGCUCCUUGCAUCGAGUUGGAGUACGGAUUUGAUUUAAUUUAACUCCAGACGAUAGAUUCGGGCCUGGUAAUCCGGGCGUGGUUGGAUUCUCUGAGCCAAGAUUGGGCCCUGGGGCUGGCUGGAAAAGGCUGGAUCGAUCAGAGCAUGGCUAGCUAGCAGAGCAGCCGUCAUCAGUGUCAGAAGCUAAUCCAAUUGGAGUUAAUUGGUGCAUUGUUUUCUCUUCUCUUUCAGCUUGGGGUAAGUAUUAAAUAACUUGUUUUUGGCUUUUUUAGAACGACCCUCUGGAGUUAGUGCGUGAGGGAGAGGGACAGAGUUAGGCGUUGGUGACAUCCACCUGUGCUUGUAUAUUGGUACAGUAGAGAAUUUAUUCCACUUCACUGGUGUGAGUGCUGACUGCUGCCGAUCUUUCCGCCAGCUUAAGCCAUUUGUUUUCUCCGGGAUUUGUUUACGAUAAUGCUACUCUAAUAAUCA
Messenger RNA from Aegilops tauschii subsp. strangulata, 1590 nucleotides. Its product is annotated as receptor-like protein 44. Gene Ontology annotation, molecular function: protein binding. NCBI's taxonomy places the organism in Eukaryota, Viridiplantae, Streptophyta, Magnoliopsida, Poales, Poaceae. The record is from RefSeq and is a predicted model, not a curated record.